AUUUAUAUGGAAAAAACUACUAGUAGAGCUAGGAGAGCUGGACUUGUUGUCUUUGCUGACUUGCUCCGAGUUUUGGAUGCAGAGAUCAACUGAGAGAGCUAGGAGAGCUAGCUUCGAGCAGAGACUGAGCGGACGAACAUUCAGCUACAGUAAGCGUUCCCCAGUGGCAAAUUGCCGGUACCAUCUUUGGGUGAAACAGCAUUACAAAACCACCUUGACUCGCAAGCAUUGAGGCUUUGGGUGCUACUAUAAAGGAAACCAUCUCCAGCUCCGUUAACAGGAAGUAAAAGGGAACAAGAAACAGAAAGAGAGAUAUGGAUGAUAACAUGGAAUCGGGCAAAUAUUCGGGAGAGGAUAAGGAUGAUAAUCUGACGACCCGUAUGAAUACACGAGCUGAGGAAGAGGAGGAAAAAGAACCAAACCCCACCCAGGUUCAAAACGUGGAUUUGAAAGCCGAGAACAACAUUGAUGGUAAAGGUCUUGGUGAAUUCCCAAUUGAAAACCCAGGUCCGGUUGAUUCUGCUUCUUCGACCCUGAAAGCCACUAACGAUGAUGAUAUGGCUGCCAAUGAGGUAGUAAAUGGCAACGCUGGAACUGAUGUUUGCGAUGUCAUCCAUUCAAAUCAACUAGAACCCGCUUCUCCUCCUAAGGAGUCUAUGGAUAUGGAACUCGACGUUCAAAAGAAACAGGAGGACAUCGAAGAAAUUGAUGGUAGUGAUUUAAAUCCUUCGAAUAGGCUAGUUCCCAAUGCAUCUCGUGAGAGGUCUGUGGAGACGGAGGCCAAAGAUGAUGAGAAAGGGCAUGAAUUGAAUGUUGGGAUGAGCAACAUGGAGUUGUCUCCGAGUAGAGAGAUUAAGGAGCAAGUAUCAAAAUCCAAGUUGAAUGAAGGAAAUGAAGUUCCUAUGAAGGGGUCAGAGCAGUCAUUUCUCUCAGCGCUGGAUGAGGGUGACGAUUCAGGAACAGAGGAGGAGCAAACGACAUUCAUGACGGCGGUAGAGAACUUCUACAAAGAGAGAAGCUUGGAAUUCAAGCCCCCAAAGUUCUACCAAAAGGAAUUGAAUUUGCUCAAGUUAUGGAGAGCUGUAAUAAAACUUGGCGGCUAUGAACAGGUGACUUCAUGCAAGUUGUGGAGGCAAGUGGGACAGUCAUUCAAUCCACCAAAGACCUGCACUACUGUUUCUUGGACUUUCCGAAUUUUUUAUGAGAAGGCACUACUUGAAUAUGAAAAGCAUAGAAUGGGUGGUGGUGAGCUCACAGAGUCCACGAUAGUAAAUAAUCAGGUUGGUGCCAGUCAAGCUUUAGGAUCAGGUAGGACACUAAGGGAUGCUGCAGCUCGUGCAAUACAAGGUUGGCACUCUCGACGUCUUUUUGGUCAUGGUGAGACUGGCAACCCAAUUGUUAAGGAGAAGAACUUGAGUUCUAUGCCAAAGGGUGACAAACAGCUUAAAAGUAUUGGUUUUCUAAAGCGGAAAAAGCCAUCUUCUGUUGAGCGCAAUGUCCAAGUUGCUCACUUUAAAGUCACAAAGCCACACUUGGAAACCAUGGUCGUUGAUGUUGGGCCCCCAGCUGAUUGGGUGAAGAUCAAUGUUCAAAGAUUUAAUGACUGCUUUGAGGUGUAUGCAUUAGUUCCUGGGCUUCUGCGUGAGGAGGUGCAUGUUCAGUCCGAUCCAGCUGGAUGCUUGGUUAUAUCCGGUCAACCAGCGCAACUGGAUAAUCCUUGGGGAGUAACACCUUUUAAAAAGGUUGUUAGCUUCCCUUCCAGAAUUGAUCCACAUCAAACAUCUGCUGUUGUCACCCUGCACGGACAGUUGUUUGUUCGUGUCCCGUUUGAACGGUCAGAUUUAUAGAAUGUGGAGAUAACGGUCCCCUUUCCCAGACACAAAGAUUGCCGCUUCAGUUUGUGUCUAGAAGAUGAAUUAACUUCAUGUGGACAAUUAGAAGUUGAAUUUUGCAGUGUAAGUUUUAUUUUUUCUAGUCAUGCUUACAGUUGAAGCUCAAGCCUACCUGAUUGGGUAUGCAUGCAUUUACAUUAAUCUAGUAUUAUGUAAUUAAUAAUUGUAAGAUGUUAUAAUUAAACAGUGAUAAUGGGACCAUAUACAGGCGUGGGCUGGUAUAUUUAUGGUGUUGUAGAUUA
Messenger RNA from Juglans regia (Persian walnut), 2134 nucleotides. Its product is annotated as AT-rich interactive domain-containing protein 6-like. The transcript has 13 exons. The coding region runs from base 315 to 1847 and encodes 510 amino acids. NCBI's taxonomy places the organism in Eukaryota, Viridiplantae, Streptophyta, Magnoliopsida, Fagales, Juglandaceae. Gene Ontology annotation, molecular function: DNA binding. Gene Ontology annotation, cellular component: nucleus. The record is from RefSeq and is a predicted model, not a curated record. Gene Ontology annotation, biological process: regulation of transcription by RNA polymerase II.